CACACACACACACACACACACACACACACACACACACACACUCUUCUAGGUUUCGUUUCUCCCUGCAGCGGCUCUGAGCUCUCGUCAUGGCCGCGGUGGAGCAGAGUGACUUGUCUCUCAUGAGUCUGGAGGAUGAGCUAACCUGCAGCAUCUGCCUCAGCCCCUUUGACUGUCCGGUGACCAUCCCCUGCGGACACAACUUCUGCCAGGGCUGCCUGCUCACCACCUGGACGGAGCCCUACAGAUGUCCCCAGUGUCGGACCCUCUUCCACACCAAACCCGAGCUGAAGAAAAACACGGUCCUCAGCACCGUGGUGGAGGCCUUAAACUUGAGGCUGGUCCGGAGCGCGUCGAGCCUGUCAGCAGAGGAGAAAGAGACCAAGGAAGAGACCCGGGAAGAUGCUGUCAUACGCUGUGACACCUGUAUGGAAGCAGAGGCGGCCAACACCUGCCUCACCUGCAUGGUCUCUUUCUGCGAGGAGCACCUGCGUCCUCACCGGGAGAACCCGGUGUUCCGUCUCCACCAGCUGAUCGAGCCAGUCGGGGACCUGUUGGAGCGCUUGUGCCCGGACCACCACAAGCUGAUGGAUCUCUUCUGCAGCCAGCAUGUCCGCCCCAUCUGCAGCCUCUGUCUCCAGCAAGACCACAAGGGCUGCUCCUUCACUUCUCCUGAGGAGCAGAGGAAGCUCAAAGAGUCUGAACUCGAGGGCAAGUUGGGUUUGCUGGACGGGAAGAUUAAGACGACUGAGACAGUAAUGUCUCAAAUGAACGACCACCACAGCAGACUGGAGAAUGCUGCAGCCCAAAAAAAGAAGGCAUUGGCCACUGUGUAUCAGCAGAUGCGGGAAGAGUUGGUCCAAGAGGAAUGCAAAGCCCUAAGUGAGGUGGAAGGCGAGCUGGAGAUUGGUCAGACGAAACUUCAGGAUUUCACGAAGAAGUUAACUGACAACGCUGCUAAGAUGAGGAAAGCCCAGGAAGCUUUGAGCUGUCAGCUAGGUCGCUCCCAAACCAUGGGCUUUCUGAAGGCUUCAUUUAACUUGCCAAAGGCUGUGAAGUUUGAGCCUCAGGUGCCUCGAGUCAGCCUGGACUCCAGGAAGGUAACUUUAACUCAGACCUUCGCUGGAGCAUUGAAGAUGCAUCUGACCGAGAUCCUCAAACUGCCUGUUGAGGCCAGACUAUCAAUAAUAAAACCAGUUCUACCCGAGCCUCCCAGGCCCUUCCAUCCACUUCCUGUACCUAGGAUUUAUAUGGCCCCCCACACAGGCUGGAGUUCACCGCAGUAUGCACAUAAUAUGUCACCAGGCCUCAACUGGGCUCCGCCAAUCAAUCAACCGCAAAAUACAAGAGGAACCAGAAAACCUCGAAACCGGAUGGGAAAAGGGAUUCAAGCUCGAUCGAUGGAAAACCUGUUGGAUUUGGGAUUUUCGGCUGCACCGCAACUCAGUCCAAAACCAGGCAAACAUCAACCCAGAGCUACAGGUGGAAACAAGCCAGACUUGAUCUGAUAUUACACAAGAAAGAUGAUCCCAACAGCAGUCCUCCUUCUGAGAAAUCAACUGGACUCCAUGUACGGUCUAAAACCAAUAACUAGAUGCAGCAGCAGAUGUAUUUAGCUUCUGCAGUCAUAGUACUCACAUCUCACUACUUGCCCUCUCUGUGUCAUUGAAAUGUGGAAAUUCUCACUGAUUCAGACAACAGGGAAUGAUACUGAUGUGUUGCUUAAACAAAGUGUACUAUUAGCUUUACUAAUAAAUAAUGGAUAUAAAUCUUUUUUGUGUGAAAAGAUGGCAUAUUUAAUGUAUGAAUGAUUGAUAUAGUGUGGUUGUUUGGCAGUUGAAGUCAAUGUCAAAUAUUCAGCUCUUUUAAUCCAAGUGUUUCUUACAUUGGCAAACUAGAGUGGCACACAGUAAUGCACUAGAAUCACUCAGUUCCUGGAAAUGCAUCUAAUGCAUUAUCUGUUAUCUAACAGAGUGAAAACAUAAUGUCCUUGUCAGAGGAUUCUACUACAAUGUGAUGGUUUUGAAUACGAUUUAAUGAAAACACAGAAACAUAUUGCUUAUAUAUGAAAAUAUUUAAGAGAAUGUCUUCAAACUCAAAAUACUGCUUCAUUACAUUCAGUUCAAGAUCUGUGAUUUAGCAAAUUCAGUAAACCCUCUUAUACCAUCUUUGUAAACAUCUAUGAUUGACACAAUUUUUACCAAUAAAAGCUUCUCCUUUGCAAGAAA
Molecule: messenger RNA, 2225 nt
Organism: Platichthys flesus (European flounder)
Lineage: Eukaryota; Metazoa; Chordata; Actinopteri; Pleuronectiformes; Pleuronectidae
Product: E3 ubiquitin/ISG15 ligase TRIM25-like
Exons: 7
Coding region: 87-1505 (472 amino acids)
Source: RefSeq, a predicted model, not a curated record